This is a messenger RNA of Psammomys obesus (fat sand rat), 2730 nucleotides long. RefSeq names its product adhesion G protein-coupled receptor F1 (gene Adgrf1). Gene Ontology annotation, cellular component: plasma membrane. The transcript is spliced from 15 exons. Bases 1 to 2730 code for a protein of 909 amino acids. Lineage: Eukaryota; Metazoa; Chordata; Mammalia; Rodentia; Muridae. The record is from RefSeq and is a predicted model, not a curated record. Gene Ontology annotation, molecular function: G protein-coupled receptor activity. Gene Ontology annotation, biological process: neuron projection development; adenylate cyclase-activating G protein-coupled receptor signaling pathway; cell surface receptor signaling pathway.
AUGAAAGUUGGACUGUUGUGGCUCGUCCCUCUUUUCACUCUCACUGAGGGCACCAGUGGCUUCCUGCAGCAAAAAAAUGAUGACAACAGAACAAAAGGAAAUGCCAGUGUGGUUAAGAAAAAGCAUCCAGUCCAGGAGUAUGAGCUGCUUCUUCAGAUGACUUACAGAGAUCCGGAGGAGAAGAAAAAAUUGAAGAACUUUCUGCAGCGCUUGAAAUCUUCAUCACGGCCCUUACCUGGGCCCAGCGAGGUCAUCAGAGUGAAGGCCACCACAUACUGCAGAAGCCUGUGGGGGUCCCUGGAGUGUGCCUGUGAAGACAGCUACAUGUGGUUCCCCCCCUCCUGCCUCGACCCCCAGAACUGCUACCUUCACAAAACUGGACCCCUCCCAAGCUGCAAAUGCCCUCUCAGGAGCCUCAGCCAGAGCACUCGUUUCUGUGAGAGAGGAAAGGUUUGGGGCACUUUUGAAAUUGAUAAACAAUUUCCCAGAGACCUUUGGAACUCAUCGUCUGCUGUAUACGCCAACUACAGAACUGAGAUUGAAAAUCAGCUUAAAGAAGCAUACAGAGGAAUCCAUGGUUUUGAGUCAGUUCAGGUCACCCAGUUUCGAGAAGGAAGCAUUGCUGUUGGCUAUGAAGUGACCGGCUCCGUUAGCACAGCUGAGCUCCUGUCUGCCAUUGAACAGGAGGCUGAAAAGGCCCAGGCAGCCCUGGCAAGGCAGUUUACAAUCAAAGAAGGCUCUUUCAGAGUGUUCGGGAAAGCUCAGUGUAACAGCAUCUCCCUUGGAUUUGGGUCUGAGAAUGAAGAAUACAGGCUACCUUGUAGCAGUGGCUUCACUGGAAAUAUCACGGUCAGGUGCCAGUCCUCCGGGUGGAAGAUCAUUGAGGAGUCCUGCGUGCUCUCUCAACUGGAAGAGCUGAACAAGAUGUUUAGUAUGAUUUCAGGCAAAAUCACAGAGGAAGACGUGUCAUCUUUGGUACAGAAUCUUUCCACCAUCCUUCAGCAAAACCCAUCUACCACGGCUGGGAAUCUGGCUUCAGUGGUGUCACUUCUGAGCAACGUUUCAUCCCUGUCACAGGCAAACUCUUUUACAGUGUCUAAUUUGACACUGAAGGAGAUCAUCAACAUUGCCGAUCGUAUUCUGAACUCAACCUCCAUAACUAACUGGACAAUUUUAUUAAAAAAAGAAAAGGAUGUCAGCUCCCAGCUACUAGAAACAUUGGAAGACAUCAGCACUCUUUUACCUUCCGCUGCCCUGCCUCUUAAUUUUUCUCAAAAAUUCAUUGACUGGAAAGGGAUUCCAGUGACCCAAAUCCAUAUCACAGAGGGUUACAACUAUCAGAUUGAAAUGAUACAGCAAAAUGCCUCUCUCCCCAUCCGAGGCCACGUGCUCAUUGAACCAGACCAAUUUCAGAAAUCCCAUCCAAAGACGAUUAUCAGCAUGGGCUCACUCACCUUUGGGGACAUUCUACCCAUUACCCACAGAGGAAAUGCACGGGUCAAUGGGCCAGUGAUAUCCACACUUAUCCCAAACUAUUCCAUCAAUGAAAUUUUCCUGAACUUUUCCAAGAUCAAGGGAAACCUGAGCCAGCCUCAUUGUGUGUUUUGGGAUUUUGGUCACUUGCAGUGGAGCAAUGCAGGCUGCCAACUAGUUAACGAGACUCCAGACACAGUGCUGUGCCGAUGUACUCACCUGACCUCCUUCUCCAUGCUCAUGUCACCCUUUGUUCCCUCUUCAGUUGUCCCUGCGGUAAAAUGGAUCACAUACAUAGGGCUGGGCAUCUCCAUCGCAAGUCUAAUCUUAUGCCUGAUAGUUGAGUGUCUGUUUUGGAAGCAGACCAAGAAAAGCCAAACCUCAUACACGCGCAACAUCUGCCUGGUGAACAUCGCCCUGUCGCUCCUGAUUGCUGAUGUUUGGUUUAUCAUCGCCGCCACUGUGGACACCUCUGUCAUCCCUUCUGGAGUCUGUGUAGCUGCGGUGUUCUUUACCCACUUUUUCUACCUUGCCUUAUUCUUCUGGAUGCUUGUCCUCGGCAUGCUGCUGGCUUAUCGCAUCGUCCUCGUGUUCCAUCAUAUGGCCUUGCUCAGCAUGAUGGCUAUUGGGUUCUGCCUGGGCUAUGGGUGCCCUCUCCUUAUAGCCAUCAUCACCAUUGCUGUCACCCAACCUAGCAAUAGCUACAGAAGGAACAACGUGUGUUGGCUUAAUUGGUCUGAUGAGAGCAAACCUCUUUUGGCAUUUGUAGUUCCUGCACUGACUAUCGUGGCUGUGAACUUGGUUGUGGUGCUGCUGGUACUCAGAAAGCUUUGGAGGCCAGCAAUUGGAGAGAGAAUGAAUCACGACGACAAGACCACUGCCAUCCGCAUGGGAAAGAGCCUCUUCGUGUUGACCCCGCUGCUAGGGCUCACCUGGGGUUUCGGCAUAGGGACUAUGGUGGACAGCCAGAAUCUGGCUUGGCAUGUUCUUUUUGCUUUCCUCAAUGCAUUCCAGGGAUUUUUCAUCUUCUGUUUUGGAAUUCUCUUGGAUAAUAAGCUGCGACAACUUCUGUCCAACAAGCUGACUCCCUUAAGCUCAUGGAAGCAAACAUCAAAGCAAAACUCCUCAGAUACAGGCACCAAGCCUAAAUGCUUAAGGACUUUCAACAUACUACAGCACAGAGGCAUUUAUGCACUUUCUCAUACUGGAGAUUCAUCCAAUGACAUCACAUUAACCCAGUUUUUAUCAACCGAAUAA